AUGGCUGGAGACAGUGUCACAAAGACGUGUCUGUGUCUAGAGAGGAAGCACCCAAAGAGGCGUCGACCACGACCACGACAAUACCAGCACCAGUACGGCCGUCGCACAUCCCAUACCAUAUCUCCCCUCUCAGCCGCACUCAUCCUCCUCUCCACCAUCCCCGCCGCCGCCGCCGUCACGAUGCUCCCCCUGCGCGUCACUAACAACUGCAAAGAACCCAUCUGGCCCGCCAUCCUCACGCAGUCCGGCACCGGCCCCGCGAGCUCGGGCUUCCUGCUCGGCUCGGGCGCCACAAAGUCUCAGACCGUCGGCCUCGACUGGAAAGGCCGCGUGUGGGCUCGCACCAAUUGCAGUUUUCCCACGACGACAGGGUCGACGUCGGCGUUACCGCCUCUGCCGCCUUCGAGUGGGCAGGGAGGCAGUCCCUGCCAGACGGGCGAUUGUGGCAUGUUCUUGGAAUGUCAGGGUGCAGGACAAGCACCAGCUACACUGGCAGAAUUCACCAUGUCGUCAGACACCAACCAAUGCUUCUACGACAUUUCGCUGGUCGACGGCUACAACAUCCCCAUGGGUAUCAUCUCCUUGCUCAGCGAGACCGACAACGCAAACCUCACCGACAUCCCUCCCAACCUGACCAACCCGGUCUGCAUUGGCACCUCGUCUCUUCUCGCGCCCGUGGGUGAUGCCCCCGAUGUCGAUUUUGGCACGAACUCGACCUAUCCGCUCCCCCUGGACCAGUCUGUGACUUCUUCCUUCGUACAAGACUGGUGUCCCUGGCCACUGCAACUCACGCCGCCCACCAAACCGGGUGACGGCGUCUAUCCCUACCCGGACGACAGCAUCCAGCGGCCCAUCUUCAACCCCUGCCUGAGCGCCUGUGCAAAGUGGAACAAAGCUAAGUACUGCUGUACCGGUGACCACGGCACACCGGCAACCUGCUCGCCGAGCCUCUACUCGCAACAGGCCAAGAAGCUGUGUCCCGACGCAUACAGCUAUGCGUAUGACGACCAGACCUCCACCUUCAUCAUUCCUCAGGGCGGAGGGUUCGAAGUCGUCUUCUGUCCGGCCGGCAGGAGUACCAGGAUUCUGGCCACGUUCGGAGAUCAGUUGAGGCAGCUGGCACAGACGGGACAUGCCACGAGAGAUAUUGUCUCGUUGGCGCAGAAUGUCUCCUAUAUCAAGGCAAAGAGUGCCGCCGUACAGGUCACGGUGCCGAAGCUGAAUUCUGUGUUGGCUGUCUUGGUGGGAUGGUUGCUGGCUUUGGCUGUUGCCGGGGGAUUUGGGAUUCCGUUGUGA
This is a messenger RNA of Fonsecaea monophora, 1296 nucleotides long. RefSeq lists its product as hypothetical. Bases 1 to 1296 code for a protein of 431 amino acids. Gene Ontology annotation, biological process: defense response. Lineage: Eukaryota; Fungi; Ascomycota; Eurotiomycetes; Chaetothyriales; Herpotrichiellaceae. The transcript has 2 exons. Gene Ontology annotation, cellular component: extracellular region. The record is from RefSeq and is a predicted model, not a curated record.